GAAAGAAGAAAGCCAGCGCUUUGUGUCCCCUCCAAGAUCCGUACGGCCGCCAUUUUCGUGUCCAAGACGGCCGCUGUGGACGGCGAGCAACUGGCCCUCCCGGCACUUGAAAAAUCUGGGGAGUCGAUGUGCAGGCGCCUCGCUGGCCAAUUGUGAAGACCGCCAAAUAUUCGAUGAAUACUGGACAAUGGCAUGGCAGAUGAGCCAAUGACAGCUGCCUUCUUGCAGUCAAGAUCCUCCAAGAAGCCAUAUCUGCAAGGUACACUUUCCUCUUUUGUUAUUGAGGGUGUGUGGGUUUGACAUUUCUCCGCUCUCUUGCAGAGAGCUGUCGGAUUCCAUCCUUUUGUGCCACCCUCCGUCAGACGGCUCUGACAUACCCCCUUGCCAUCCCUUUCUCUCUCUCCCUGCGUGGUGUUUUGGAAUCGCGGAGCUGCCACCCCAGCAUCCCUACCACCAAGCACCUCCUGCUCCGUCCUCCUGCCGCUCAGCUCGCCGUGCCCUCAUCCUGGUCUUCCUGGCCCCAGGAUGCUUGGCGGCAACGUCCCAUGUCUUCUUUUUCUUCGCUGGAGACUCGCCAGGGCUCGAAACUGCUUGGCUUGCUGGGGUGUGAGAAACGUCGGCUUGGCGGUAUCGUCGGAUCGCCGUCGCAGCAUCCACCCUCACCAGCCAUUAUGCCUCUUAUAAUGCCCGCCCGCGAUUCUUUUACCCCUCUGCUCCCUUCUUCUUAGACCAUGUCCCCUUCUUGCGGCCUGUGGUGAUUUGUGUGUCGUUUUACUUUCUUUCCUUCAUUCGUUCCUUUCUCGCCCCUUGUGGGUUGUACAUUCUCCGUCGACACUAGCUGUCGUUUACCAUUCCUUAACGACUUUUCAACUUUUCUGACGGUCUGGUACCAUCUGCGCUUACGAUUUCCUUCCUCCUCUCGACGGUCCGCCGAUCUACAUAUCUCUCUCUCGUUGUUAGAAAGUUCUCGACUCUCAAACGCCAUCAUGUUGAUGAAGAACGCGGUAGCGGCCCUGAUGGGUCUGGCCAUGGUUGCCGAGGCGGCAUCAGUUCACCAGUACGGAACCCCGACAAGGACUGUAGGAAGACGGCAGUUUGGCAAGAAGAACAACUUCGGAAACCGCUUCGGUAAUGGUCAGUUUGGUGGUGGCCAGAACGGCCAGAACAACAACAACAACAACAACAACAACAACAACAAUGGCCAGAACAACAAUGGUCAGAACAACAAUGGUCAGAACAACAACAACAAUAACAACAACAACAACGGGGGGAACAACAACCAGGCGUCGGAGACUUGUCUGGCUGCGGCUGCUCUCCAGACUGGUUCUCAGUCUACCGGCCAGAACGGUGCCCAGGCUGCAGAUGGUCAGGUCAACUCUGCUACUGACAAUGCCAACUUCAUCAACUUCUGCCAGGGCAAAACACUGACCAACGGUCUGCAAAACCGGGAUGGCUCCUGUAACGGUAUCCCAAUGGGUGAAAUCCCCUCCGCCAACCGCAUGGUCUCGACUGUCAUUCUCAACCCCAAGAACGGCGAUGAUCUCCAGCCGCUCACGACCUUCCAGAUUCAGGUCAAUGUCGCCAACAUGCAGCUCGGCGCCUUCACCAACGCCACCAGCACCUACUACUCGGCUCCCCAGACCCUCAACGGAGGCGGCCAGAUCAUUGGUCACACUCACGUCACUGUUCAAGACACUGGCAACACCUUGAACCCCACCCAGCCCCUGGAUGCCACUGUCUUUGCCUUCUUCAAGGGUAUCAACGAUGCUGGUAACGGCAACGGUCAGCUCGCCGCUGAAGUCACUGGUGGUCUCCCUACUGGCUGCUACCGUGUCUGCACCAUGUCCAGCGCUUCCAACCAUCAGCCCGUUCUGAUGCCCGUUGCCCAGCGUGGUUCCCAAGAGGACUGCCGCUACUUCUCUGUUGGUGGUGCUUGCGCCAACAACAACAACAACAACGGCGGUGGCAACAACAACAACAACAACAACAACAACAACAACAACAACAACGGUGGCAAUAACAACAACAACAACAAUGGCGGCGGCCAGGGCCAGAACAACCAGGGCCAGAACCAGGGCAACCAGGGUCAGGGUAAUCAGGGGCAGCAGAACAACCAGGGCAACCAAGGUAAUAACCAAGGCCAGAACAACCAGGGAAACCAAAAUAAUAACCAAGGCAACCAGGGCGCCGGAAAUCAGGCGGGCGGAGGUUCGGGGGCCGGAAACAACGGCAACGGCAAUAAUGGCGGCAACAAUAACAACAACGGAGGCGGUAACGCCGGUGCCGCCAUUGCCGGCAUCCAGCCCCCUCCCGUGACCGACUCUGGCAACGCGGACCGCCCGUUCGCAGUCAACGGUAACACCUUUGUGACCAGGCAGGAGGCUCAGUUCCGCGCCUGCGCCAUCCAGAACAACGCCUGCGCCGGCGCCGUCAACUCUGGCCAGGCUCCUGGUCGCACCGUCCCUGACUGCAAUGCGCAAGAAGCGGCUUGCCGAGCGGCUGCUUAAGCGUGCUUUGCGCUUGUUUCUCAGCCUGGUGCACACACACGCACACACACACCACCUCCCAACCUCCCCCUCACAGCGGUCCGCUCCUUUGGGACUUGAUCUCACGAAUUCGGUCCUGAACGACACUUGAGUUUUCGAAGUCUGUUUUUAUGGAUGAUACCCGGUUUUGUCUUGCUAGCGUCUAUGCCUGCUUGCACGCCAUGGAAUGUCGCGGAUGGAAACGUUGUGGUGGGGGAUCUGGACAAAAUUCAAGAGAAGGGAGUGUGUUGUGUUGUGUGUGUGUACCAUAUUUCUACCUUGCUUUUUUUUUUGUUGGUUAUUUUUUCUCCCCUCUUAAUUUUUGGCCGUGGCUCUGUUGGUUAUUGUUGUUGAUGAUGAUGAUUGCAGGCAGGCGGGCGUUGUGUUUUGUUGUUAUUGAGAUGGUGGAUAUGGAAGGAUGGAUGGAGGACAAUCAACACCACCCCCUAUCGCUUAGAAAAGAUCUUUCCCAUGUUUGGAGAGUCGUUUUGAAAUGUUUUUUUAUUUGGAUAUAUUUUAUUUCUCUUUUACAUUACGGAGAACAGAUGACGAAAAAUGUAAUUGUGAUGGUAGUUUAGAGAGGUGGUAGGAGAAUGUGAGCAAGCUUGAAUUCUGAGGCUACCUAGUCUGUGACUGGGAGUGGAGGAUGAAGAGCGAGUGAAUGAGCAGGAAAAGGGGGGGAUCUAACCGCGCCGCGAAUACUCAGGGGUCGGGGGGUCAGGUAGAGAAGCAAAAUGAGGCC
Molecule: messenger RNA, 3267 nt
Organism: Podospora pseudocomata
Lineage: Eukaryota; Fungi; Ascomycota; Sordariomycetes; Sordariales; Podosporaceae
Exons: 4
Coding region: 987-2507 (506 amino acids)
Source: RefSeq, a predicted model, not a curated record